UUUUACUAACAGUAUAAAAACAAAGCGCGCACUCGCGCUGCUGGAUUAACUGCACUGGGACGUCCUGAAGCAGAAGGAUUAAACUCUGCAGCUAUGUCUGACACAUUACGAAGACUGGUAAACUCAUCUCCAUAUGGUGUUUUGCAGGACAAACUGGAAGCCUGGUACAAAGACUGCCAUGUGUUCUCUUGUGACCAGAACCUGAAUCGGUGCUGUGAGCUGGUGGAGCUCACUUCUAAAAUUCAGGGUCAAUUGUUCAUCAUACUCAACCUUACAGCACAGGAGGGGGGGCAUUAUGCAGGGGUUGACACACUGAAAUCUCGCCUGUUACCGUGGCUUGGCUCCUGCUUCACCAUAGCGGCUUCAUCCGUCUCCACAGAUACCAGCCUCAGCCUCAUUCAGGAGUCUGUGGAAAAAGAUCGGAAGAUCCGUGAACUGUCCUCUGCUCAUGAAAGUGACAUGCAGAACAUAGAAGAUCUGUUGUGCUCCACACGGAUUGAGUUGGGCUCCAUUAAACAGGAGCUUGCCGACACUCAGACUGAACUGGAUUCUACAAAGAAUAAAUCAGCAACCACCCUUUUGGCCACAGAAGAUGAAAUACUACAUCUAAAGGCAGAGUUGCGGGCAGCUCAAAAUCAGGUUGAUAUGUAUAAGAGAAAGCUUGAAGUACUGGAUGACUAUGAGAGGCAGGUCAGAAUCCUACAGGAUGAGGUCUCUUUCCUCACUGCUGAGAAAACCGUGCUGCAGGAGCGAUUAAUCAGGAGCUGUUCACCUAGUCCUCUUCCACGGCGGAGUCGCUCUGUUAGCCCUGUGAGGGGUGAGUCUCCUACACGCGCCCAACUCACCAGCUCCUCUCGGCAUGCCCGGUUGGUCUCCCGUUUCUCAGACUUGUAUGCCACAGAGAGACUGGAAUCCCAGAGUCUCCUGCGCAAAUACAUAGAUGACCUGGAAACAGUCCAGAAGAUAAUUUUCAUUGCUGUUGUGGAAUCAUUCCAGGCUGCUAAACUGGCCUAUCGGCAGUUUAAAAUACGUGUGAGGAAGACACUUUCCUCCUCUCACAUUGGUCCUGAGAGCCUGGAGGAUGCAGUGGUGGACUACAUAGUUAGAAAUCUGGACCUAUAUGAUGUGCAGACCAGUGUUAAUGAUGUGAUAAAUGCGAUGAACGUAAACCCGCGCAUCUCUUUCCCUCCGGAGGUGGAUUUUGUUCUGAUCAGCAGCUUCAUUAGGGAGGCGUGCCGAAUAGCCUUUGCCAUGCAAACUCUGGACCCUACACUAGACCUGGCCUUCAGCUCGGACGGAGAACUCUACAGUGAUGUGAAGUAUAGGCGCAGUUUUGACUCUGAGUUUACUGCUCCACUGGUGGCACAUCACGUGUGGCCUGCGCUGGUGGAGGGCGACACUGUCAUAUUGAAGGGAGAAGCAGUCACCAGGAGAGGAGCUCUGUGGAGAAGCAGGAGUCGUAGCUCCAGUCCUGUUCAUUCUCGCUCUCGCUCAGGAAGCCCCACCCGCACAUUUAUGCCCAGCCUUAGUCGAAGUCCCUCACCUGGACGUCUCUCAAGUAGUCGACUUUAAACUUCGAUGUCUGACCUCCACACUCUUUACACUGAAAAAGGACCACAUUUGCAUAAAAGCUAUGUUAUAUGUUAUCAACACAAUAAUUACAACAUAAAAUAUAUCUCAGCUUUAAAAUAUUACUUUCUAAGUGGUGAAGUACAAAAAUGGAAAAACAAGUAUCUUUACAAAUUACUCUGUACUUAUGAAGAUGUGAGUCACUUGUCAUUGAAGCAUAAAGCACUGUUUACAAGAAUAAACUCCACCCUAACAUUUCAUGAGUGGACUCCAAUAUUUUAUGGUCAUGGCACUUUGCCAUGAUUGGCUAGUUAAACCUUAAUGUGUUAGAUCAGCACCAUGGAUAUACAUUAUAAUAAUCAGAGAUUCAAAGUGGAGAGAGCACCUAUCUAGGUAUUAACUCAUUAUUUAAUAGAAGAAAAUGUGCUUGCUAAGUUGCUUUGCAACUGGGCUAGUGUUUUAAGGUGCUAUACUUUCAGUUUGUUUUUGUAUGCAGUGUAUUUUCGUAUAUUUGUGUAAUUUUUAUUUUAUUUUCUCUAAUGCUGGAAUGAUAUUAUAUAUAUGAUAUAUGAUAUAUUAUAUAUGAUAUAUAUCUAAAGGACAACAUUCUGUUGUCCUUUAGAUCUUAAAAAAAGUUACACCUGAUCAUCAGCACUUUUGUUCAUAUUCUCUGGAGAAAAGCAUUUAUUAGCUAUUUUGCAUUGAAAUCUGUACUGUAUUUCUGUCAUUACUUUUAAUGUAAGAGCUGAAUUUUCAUAAAUUGUUUCAUCUUUGUAGUUCAUUUUGACUAACAGUACUCAGCAUUUUUUUUUAUUUUUUAUAUAGCCAAUAAAAUAAUUUUCACAAGGCUGUAUUGUAUGCAACCAGUUUAAGGCCAUUAUUUUGGUUGGCUACUGUCAGUUUUAUUAUCUCAUAAUUUUGGUGCUAAAUGUUUGAGUUUACUUCCAUACUAAAGAAUGGUCUGCAUGUGUAUCUAACGGCAA
Xyrauchen texanus (razorback sucker) is the source of this 2552-nucleotide messenger RNA. RefSeq names its product spermatogenesis associated 18 (gene spata18). Gene Ontology annotation, cellular component: mitochondrial outer membrane. The record is from RefSeq and is a predicted model, not a curated record. Gene Ontology annotation, biological process: mitochondrial protein catabolic process; mitophagy by internal vacuole formation. NCBI's taxonomy places the organism in Eukaryota, Metazoa, Chordata, Actinopteri, Cypriniformes, Catostomidae. The transcript is spliced from 12 exons. The coding region runs from base 94 to 1572 and encodes 492 amino acids.